Molecule: messenger RNA, 2471 nt
Organism: Eucalyptus grandis
Lineage: Eukaryota; Viridiplantae; Streptophyta; Magnoliopsida; Myrtales; Myrtaceae
Product: putative disease resistance RPP13-like protein 1
Exons: 1
Coding region: 1-2223 (740 amino acids)
Biological process (GO): defense response to other organism
Molecular function (GO): ADP binding
Source: RefSeq, a predicted model, not a curated record
AUGCCCAUCGUAGAGCUCUUUCUUCAGGCCCUUCUUCAAGUGCUGUUCGAGAAAUUGGCCUCUCCCGAGCUGCUCAACUUUGCACGGCACAGGGGGAUCCACACGUUGCUAAAGAAAUGGGAGAAGAUGCUGAUCAAGAUCGACAAGGUGCUCUAUGAUGCAGAGGAUAGGCAAUUGGCUAGUGAUCCCGAGGUGAAGUCGUGGCUCGAAGAUCUUGGGAACUUGGCCUAUGACAUUGAUGACUUGCUUGAUGAGUUUGCCCUAAAAUCUGUGGAAAAAAAGUCUGAUGCAGAACUCAGCCGUAGCAGGGGGCGAUCCCUUCUUCCGAGUUGUUGCUUCAAAUUGAGCGCAAGUGCAUUUAUGUUCAACUGCAAAAUGAGAUCCAAGAUUAGAGAGAUGGAUGGCAGAUUACAAGAUAUCAUAACUUUUAAAGACAGUCUGCACUUGAGAGAGAAUAACGGGGAGCGAUCAGCAUACUACCAAUUGGAUAAGCCGCUUCCCACUACGUAUUUGCCUGAGCCUGGUUUUGUUAGUAGAAAGGAUGAAAAAAACGAGAUCCUUGAAUUAUUGACCAAACAAGAAGACGAUAGAACAUGUGUGGAUAUAAAAGUGAUUCCCAUUGUAGGGAUGGGGGGUGUUGGGAAGACGGCUUUGGCUCAACAAAUCUACAAUGAUGCUAAAGUCACAAGCUAUUUUGAUAUGAAAGCAUGGGCUUGUGUUUCUGAUGAUUUCGACGUGCUUGCUAUCACAAAGAGUAUCUUAGGGACAACUAGCGCCCAUUUGUCAUGUGAAGAUAAGGAUUUGAACUGGCUUCAAGAUAAACUCAAGGAAAACCUUUCGAGAAAGAAGUUUCUUGUUGUUUUGGACGAUGUUUGGAAUGAGAAGUUUGGAAACUGGACUACCCUAUUGAAGCCUUUUCAAUCGGGAGCAAAGGGAAGCAAGAUCAUCAUCACCACUCGUAACAGCAGCGUUGCUUCAUUAGCCGGUGCUGCACCGUAUUAUCUCAAAGAGUUGUCUGAAGAUGCUCGCAUGACUCUAUUUGCAUUUCAUGCUCUUGGAGUUAGAAAUUUCGAUUGUCAUCCUCAUCUUGAAGAAUUAGGUCGGAAAAUAGUGGGAAAAUGCAAAGGGUUGCCAUUAGCAGUGAAGACAUUGGCCGGGCUGCUGCGCACCAAACUUAGUCCCUAUGAAUGGCAAGCUAUAUCGACCAACAAAAUUUGGGACCUACCCGAAGAAAGAAAUGAGAUCCUUCCGGCUUUGAAGCUUAGUUAUCUCCAUCUCCCAUUCAAUUUGAGGAGAUGUUUUGCUUAUUGUGCCAUAUUUCCCAAGGACUAUGAAAUUGAAAGGGAUGAGUUGAUUUGCUGGUGGAGUGCAGAGGGCUUGUUGGAGGGAAAAGAAGGAAAGAAUCAUUUUAAUGCAGGUUUGAAUUAUUUCGACGAACUAGUAUCUAGGUCAUUAUUUCAAAAGUCGAGUAGCAAUGGAUCACGAUUCUUGAUGCAUGAUCUUGUGAAUGACUUGGCGAAACUAGUUGCUGGUGCAAAGUAUUUUAGCUUAGGGGAGUUUGAGUCUGAGGGUUAUCAAAAUAAUGCGUAUUUAGCUCGUCACGCCUCUUUCAUUUCCAGCAGUCAUAUUGUGGCAGAAAGAUUCAAAAUAUAUCAUGGUAUGAAAGGACUUAGGAGCUUCAUAUCGUUAGUGAAGCAAUCUAGGUACUAUGCUGGGUCCUAUUUGUCUGAGAAAUUGCUAUGCGACUUGUUAUCUAGAUUGAAGUACUUGAGGGUUCUUUCAUUAUGUCACUAUUACAUUAGAAAGGUACCGGAUUGCAUUGGCAAACUGAGGCACCUAAGGCACCUCAAUUUGUCAUAUACUGAUAUUGAAAUGCUUCCAAAGUCAAUUGUUGCAUUGUACAACCUAGAGGCUUUGAUGUUGCAGAGCUGUGAAAACCUCACCCAAUUACCAAAAGGUAUGGAGAAAUUGAUCAAUUUAAAAUUUCUUGACAUUACCGACACUCCAAAUUUAAGAGUGAUGCCAAUGUAUAUAGGUAAUUUGGUGGGUCUUGAGAUGCUGUCCAAAUUUGUAGUGGGAACAGAAAAUGGGUCAAGAUUGAAGGAGUUAAAAAAUCUGAAAACCUCAAAGGGGAAUUGUGCAUCUCCGAUUUGCAUAAGGUUCAAGAAGUUGGAGAUGCUAGGGACACCAAUUUACUCACAAAGGAGGGAAUAUGUCGGUUGACCAUGCAAUGGAGUCCAGAUUUUGAAAAUUCCCGAAUGAAGAGCUUGAAGAAGAGAUCCUCGACUUUCUUCAUCCUCACCAAAACCUUGAAAAUCUCGUGAUAUCCUACUAUGGUGGCCUAAAAUUCCCGUCAUGGUUAGAAAGUCCCCCACAUGUUAACAUAGUGCAUUUACGUUUACAUGGAUGUUGCAGGGCCAAAAUGUUGCCAUCACUCGGGCAGCUAUCUUCGCUCAAAGAACUAUACAUUG